Messenger RNA from Sorex fumeus (smoky shrew), 2075 nucleotides. It is a transcript of the gene ICA1, whose product is annotated as islet cell autoantigen 1. Lineage: Eukaryota; Metazoa; Chordata; Mammalia; Eulipotyphla; Soricidae. Gene Ontology annotation, molecular function: protein domain specific binding. The transcript has 14 exons. The record is from RefSeq and is a predicted model, not a curated record. Gene Ontology annotation, biological process: regulation of transport. The coding region runs from base 243 to 1685 and encodes 480 amino acids. Gene Ontology annotation, cellular component: Golgi apparatus.
GGACCGGGCGCGAUGGGGCCUCGGGCGCUCCCCCCUGGCCGCGGCGCUGCGCUGCGGCGCGCACGGGCUCGGCGGGCUGCGAUUCGGCCCGCGGCCGCUGCAGGAAGGGCCGCUCCCGCGCUCCCCCGCCCCUUCCCUGCCUUCUGCUGACGCCGACGUCGUCUGCGGGAGCCGGAGGGACGCUCCGACCGCGGCCGGGAGGCUCCUGGGGGCCGCGGCGCCGAGUAGAAGACAAAGAAAACAUGUCAGGACACAAAUGCAGCUAUCCCUGGGACAUGCAGGAUCGAUAUGCUCAAGAUAAGUCAGUUGUAAAUAAGAUGCAGCAGAAGUAUUGGGAAACAAAACAGGCAUUCAUUAAAGCCACAGGGAAGAAGGAAGAUGAACACGUUGUUGCAUCUGAUGCAGAUCUGGAUGCCAAGCUGGAGCUCUUUCACUCGAUUCAAAGAACCUGUUUGGACUUGUCUAAAGCAAUUGUACUCUAUCAAAAGAGAAUAUGUUUCUUGUCUCAAGAAGAAAAUGAACUAGGAAAAUUUCUCCGAUCCCAAGGCUUCCAAGAUAAAACCAGAGCAGGAAAAAUGAUGCAAGCAACAGGAAAGGCCCUCUGCUUUUCUUCCCAGCAAAGGUUGGCCUUGCGAAAUCCUUUGUGUCGUUUUCACCAAGAAGUGGAGACUUUUCGGCAUCGGGCCAUUUCAGACACUUGGCUGACAGUUAACCGCAUGGAACAGUGCCGAACUGAAUACAGAGGGGCAUUAUUAUGGAUGAAAGAUGUGUCACAGGAACUUGAUCCAGACCUCUACAAGCAAAUGGAGAAGUUCAGGAAGGUUCAAACACAAGUCCGCCUUGCCAAAAAGAGCUUUGACAAAUUGAAGAUGGAUGUAUGUCAAAAAGUGGAUCUUCUUGGAGCAAGCAGAUGCAAUCUCUUGUCUCAUAUGUUAGCAACAUACCAGACCACUCUGCUUCAUUUUUGGGAGAAAACUUCUCAUACUAUGGCAGCCAUCCAUGAAAGCUUCAAGGGUUAUCAACCAUACGAAUUCACCACAUUAAAGAGCUUACAAGAUCCUAUGAAAAAACUGGUUGAGAAAGAAGAAAGGAAGAAGAUCAGCCCGCAGCAAAGUGCAGAGGCCAUAGCAGAAGAGCCAAGUCAGUUAAUUUCAUUAGAGGAUGAUAACCAGCACAAGGAAUCCUCAAGCUUAAAAACUGAAGAUGGAAAAAGUAUUUUAUCUGCCUUAGACAAAAGCUCUACACAUAAUGCAUGCUCAGAUGAACUCUUAGACAUGGAACCUGAGGAAGGCGCUUGCUUGGAUCCAACCGCGGAGAUGACGGAGCAUGAAGGUGCUGACAAAGAUGACCUGUUGCUGCUGAGUGAGAUCUUCAGCGCCUCCUCGCUGGAAGAGGGCGAGUUCAGCAAGGAGUGGGCUGCCGUGUUUGGAGACAGUCGGCUGAAGGAGCCGGUGUGCACUGGGGCCCUGGGAGAGCCGGACCCCAAGGCCCCUGCAGGCUCAGGAUUCCUUCCUUCACAGCUUUUAGACCAAAAUAUGAAAGACUUGCAGGCCUCACUACAAGAGCCUGCCAAGGCCUCCUCAGACCUGACUGCUUGGUUCAGCCUCUUCGCUGACCUCGACCCAUUAUCAAAUCCUGAUGCUAUCGGAAGAACGGAUAAAGAACAUGAGUUACUCAACGCAUGAGCCUGCAGCUCAGGAAGAGCAGGCCCGAGAAGCGAUCAGUAUGCUGUUUGAAUAUUUACGUGCCAUUUUAAUAAAGCAAGAGGGUGAAAGGCCCUGUUUAUAUUGGUAUAUUAUUUACUCUUAUUUGGCCGAGAGGGGUCUAGGGGAUUUGCCACCUGGACCUCAACAGCACAGGACAGUCACGGAGCGGCUGGCCGCCAGCUGCCCUCCUACCAAAACCUGCACCCCAUGGCAGACACCUCGUCACCUGGCUCAUGGGAGAUGAGGCAGAAGCCCGGGUUAAAUAACACGGCUUGCAACUCCCGAGGCCGCAGGAGGCUCAUGCUGCCAACAUGCCUCCUCUCUGCCUCCCUGCCCUGAGAUGAGGGCUGCAGGGAGACUCUCCUUCCU